Molecule: messenger RNA, 1956 nt
Organism: Manis pentadactyla (Chinese pangolin)
Lineage: Eukaryota; Metazoa; Chordata; Mammalia; Pholidota; Manidae
Product: granulocyte-macrophage colony-stimulating factor receptor subunit alpha-like
Exons: 10
Coding region: 119-1252 (377 amino acids)
Biological process (GO): cytokine-mediated signaling pathway; immunoglobulin mediated immune response
Cellular component (GO): external side of plasma membrane; membrane
Molecular function (GO): cytokine receptor activity; protein binding
Source: RefSeq, a predicted model, not a curated record
CCUCCAGGCAACAGGACACCUUUAAAACCCAUCAGAACAGCCCAGGAGAGAAGUUCCCGGGGAGACAAGUGGUGAGCUGACUCUGUCCCCUUUUCAGGUCCAGCUGCAGGGCUGGGACAUGGCAGCCAUACUGGAUUUCACAAGCUUUCUGGUGCUCCUGAGCUCAGCAUGUUGCAGAGACCCCCAGCUGGUCCAGGAGGACACGUCUCCUAUUAUCAACAUGAAGCUAGAUUCCAGGACAAGGAUGUUAACGUGGAAUUACGUGAGAAACGUGACCGAGCAGGAAUGCAGACUAGACACCCCACAGGGCUCCCCCACCAUGCAAAGUCCACGGGUCAAAGAAAACAACACCUAUUUCUGUGUAUUUUCCAACUCUGUGCUGCACAGGGGGGCCACCCUGAUGGUGAACGUGACUUCUGCUGGGACUGCAUUCCAGGAUGCCCUGAACUUUACCAACCCAGGCAAGGAAGGUUCCAGUGCUGUGAACUUCUCCUGCUUCAUUUACGACGUCCGCUUCAUGAAUUGCAGCUGGACUCCGGGCCCGGCUGCCCCUGCCGACGUCCAGUACCACCUCUACGCAUGGGCCUCCACGGACGAGGAGGAGGCCGAAUGCCCCCACUACAUCACAGACUCCACGGGGACACGCGUGGGCUGCCAUUUCGAUAAACUCGGAAAGCCCAGAAGCACAGAUAAUUACUUCUUCUUGGUGAACGGAACCAGCAGAGAGACGGCAGUCCAGUUUUUGGACUUUACUCCGUUUGUAGCUUAUAGAAUCGAAAAGUAUAACCCACCAGAAAACAUCACAGUUUAUGACAAUGGAUCACAUCACAUUAUCCAGUGGGACAAUCCCAAGAUAAGAUUUGACAUUGACAUUGCAACUCAUAUGUUGUAUUACGAACUGGACAUUCAAAAAAAGGGCAGCAACUCUAAAAUAGAUCCUAUCUUCCAACGAGGGGAGGAUAAAAAUGUGUACCUGCUGCCCAGCUCUGCCAUGAGGGCUGAGAGUACCUUUCGAGCGAGAGUGAGGUACAUGCACAACAAGCUCUGGAGUGAGUGGAGCUCGCCCCUGUGUUUCGGUGUCCUGGGACGGGGGCAGCCCGCCGCCAGGCUCACACAAACCCGAAGACAUCCUCCUGGUGGAGGAGACGCAGUGACUGGUGAGGGGCAUGCAGGGAUUAUGGGUUCAGCAUCCCCCCAGUUCCGGGCAUAUCACUUCUGUGCCCCUUUCACCCCACCUGCAAAUGGUUUCUGAUGUAACUUGCCCCCCGACCACCAAAUCCCAGCCCCACAGCCUUUACUGACUUUCCACUUCCACGCCGGGCAGCUGCGUGUCCCACCUAUGGGAGGCCACCCCGACUGCUUCUCAGGAGCCCAGCAGAGGGGGCAGGACCAUGACAGAGCCCCACACGCUCACCAUGCUGGCUGCGUGCCGCCGUGACGAGGAAGCCGCUGGAAGCAGACAAGAGCGUCCAGGGAGAGAAUCGAUGUCUCCAUAAGGGCAGAGAUUUGGAAAUGGGGACACUGCCGGCUACCUGUCGCCAGGAUACAGCUGGUGAAUGUGAUGAAACGUGCGGACGAUCGGGUUCUUAAAAAGCCCCUCUUUGGUGCAUAGGCAUAUGUGAGCCAUUCUGGAAGGGUGCCACCCAGCCGUGAGCAGGUGCAGGGCCAAUGAUGUGGGAGGAGACAGAGAAUCAUGGUUCCUGACGGGUCUGCCUCCACGUCAGGCUGUCCACCCCUCUUUGGCUGGCUCAAUCCAUUCUGUAGCUGCUUUUAAAGGCAGUGUGCCCCAGGGCAGGUGGGCUCCCCCGUGGUGUUGGUGUAAAUCAAGGUGCCACCCUCCCCUCCACACCGUCCACUUACCUAAAUGGCCAGGCACCCCACCGGCCACGGGAAGCAUGAGAUAAAUCAAAGCUUUUGGACACGGGAGAAAGUUCGUCAUACACCCCAGUUAUGGAG